Molecule: messenger RNA, 1050 nt
Organism: Symbiodinium sp. CCMP2456
Lineage: Eukaryota; Dinophyceae; Suessiales; Symbiodiniaceae
Source: the annotation of a GenBank genome assembly
AUGCAAAAGCGCAAGAAGCCAAUGCUCUUGAGUUCUCGAGUCAGAAGUAUUUGCGAAAUUGCAGUCGGUGUCAUGCACGUUCUUUGGCAUUCCGCAGGGAGAGCUGUGCACAGCUGGGGCUGCAAAGAUGGUGGGGUCUUGGGCAGUGCUUCGGACAGUCUCGCGUCGCAUGCGGAGCCACAUCCGGUGACGAUGCCAAGUGGAGUCGCAGUUCGCCAUGUUUCGUGUGGAGACUGCCACAGCUGUGCCUUGGAUGAGAAGCGUCGGGUCUGGUUACGGGGCACAUACAAGGAUUCCAACGGUUAUAUCGGCAUCGCACACAAGCGCAAGCAGGAAACGGAGGUCCUGGAGAAGAGUGCAGAACCAACGCUGGUCCUGGAGGGAUGCGUGCAAGUUGCAAGUGGCGCUAACCACACGGUGGCCCUCGCAGCUCCGAGUGGGCACAAUCAAGUCUUCGCUUGGGGCUCCAACGCCACGGGACAGCUUGGACUGCAAGGCGCUUGUGGUUUCUCCGAGCGCACCCUGCCGUGCUCAGGCAGCGUUGCAGGCCUGUCACCGCGUGAAGGCGGCGGCUGCGAAGUCGCUGGCGAGCAGGUCGUGCGCAUUCAUCAAGCUGAUGGCUCUGUGCGUGCCGCUACUUCCAUGACUGCCGAACAGGUCCAGCAAGCUGUGGUGCAAGGUGCAAGUGCCCUGGUUCUGCAGGUUGCAGAGCGGGAGGUCCCCAAACCAGAGAAGCAGAAACUGCUGCAGCCACAACAAGUUCCGCUGGAAGUUGGUGCUGGGGAGCAUGUUGCCUCCGCGCUGCAUGCCAGUGCCGAGUGCAGCUUCGUAACAUUCGAGGACGGUGCCGUUUUUGGCUGUGGGUUGAACGGCGAUGGUCAGGUUGGACUUGGGUUUGUGAGCAUGGCCGUACAGCAGCUUCAGGCCGUGCCCGCUGUGCGAAGGGCUUCCUGGAUAGGCGGUGGACUGCACAGCACCGCAGCGCUGGUGGAUGGACGCGUGUUCACUUGGGGCAAGGCAGAGGAAUGCGGCAUUGGUUUGGGGGAGAAG